This is a messenger RNA of Nothobranchius furzeri (turquoise killifish), 1081 nucleotides long. Its product is annotated as sesquipedalian-1. The record is from RefSeq and is a predicted model, not a curated record. Lineage: Eukaryota; Metazoa; Chordata; Actinopteri; Cyprinodontiformes; Nothobranchiidae. Gene Ontology annotation, cellular component: recycling endosome; trans-Golgi network; early endosome. Gene Ontology annotation, biological process: receptor recycling; endosome organization; retrograde transport, endosome to Golgi.
UUUAAUCACGUGGCCACACCCCUCCUCACCUACCGUACCAGGAAGCUGCUCACACACACACACGGAGGAAACUGCAACAUGCUCAGGAAAGGUUGUGUUUUGAGCAGCCAGCAAUGUUGAGAUGAAGAUUAAUGAAAAAUUGAUCAGCUACUUUGAAUCUAGCAGUUCACCUGUGGACAAGCAGGGGUACCUCUCUAAAAAGGGCGAGAUAAAGACUUCCUAUCAGAGGCGCUGGUUUGUGCUGAAGGGGAAUCUCCUGUUCUACAAGGACCGCCCGGCGGACAGGGACGUGGUAGGGGUGAUUGUCCUGGAGGGCUGCACCGUCCAGCUGUGCGAGUCCGAGGAGCACUUUGCCUUCUCCCUGGUGUGGAGCGAGCCGGGCCUGAGGACUUACAAGUUUGCUGCUGAGGACCAGACGAGCCAGGAGAGCUGGAUCAAAGCCCUGCUGUCGGCCAGCCACAGCUACCUGGCCGUGCUGGUGACGGACAUGGAGAAGAAGUACAGAGAUGCAUUAGGCUCACAGCCCGCUGAUCCAAAGAAACAUUUCAAAAUGCCAAACUUCCACUCAUCUGGGCCAAACGAUCCUGGAGCUUAUCUGAACCCGCUCGCUUCAGCCCAGGCUUCAUAUCCAUCUCAUGUUUUCAGAACGGGAGCCCCCCUGAGCUCCAGUCAACACCUCCAAACUCUGUCUAGAACAUCUACCAAGAAAUCCCCCAAACCGAGACCCAAUCGAGGUGCAAACAUGUCCACAGCUGGCGCUGAUACUCUGGAGAUGUCCAGCUUCUUUUUAGACACAGAAGAAGAGUUCAGCAAAAUGCAUGACGAUUUUGGAAAGGAAGUAAAGGAACUGAUUGCAGUUUGGACAAAGAAAAUAAGUGGUGUCGAAGCUGUUCAAGAGGAAAACUUGAUUGAUUUUGGAUAAAGUUUGCACCUUUUUGUAAACCAUAAUGUGAAAAGAAUGUUGCAUUGCUGCAAUGUGAGUAUGGACAGAAAAGAGCGUUUUAAGGAUGUAUUUGGUCGAUCUGUUGUUUUCUUUUACAUUUUAUAUCAUAGAUUGAUCAAUAAAUGAUCUGAAAUCUCA